Messenger RNA from Anthostomella pinea, 543 nucleotides. Lineage: Eukaryota; Fungi; Ascomycota; Sordariomycetes; Xylariales; Xylariaceae. The record is from the annotation of a GenBank genome assembly.
AUGACUUCCACACCGAGCAUAUCCAGCCUCUCCGAGAGCGCCACCGACAAGGGCACCGCCCAUCAGCAAGUUGAAGCAACCCCUCGGACCCUCCUCCGCUGGCGCCCCCUCCCGGCCCCCGUCACCGAGGCCGCGUCCGCAGCCGCACUCCUCGAGACCCACGACAGCCCCGUCCCCUGCCGACGCUGCCAACACGACAGCCGCGCCGGCGACGCUAUGCUCCUGCUGUCCUACGACCCAUUCCUCGGCUCCAGCCCCUACCGGGGCGCGUCGCCUAUCUACCUGCACCCGCGCUGCCAGUCGGUGGGUGCGGAAGACGUGGGCCAGCUGCUGCUCGACCGGCAGCGCGCGAGGCUGUUGUCGGUGCGCGCCUUCGACGGCCGCCAUAUGAUGGUCGACGCGGACGUGGUGGACGGGGGCGUGCUGCUCGAGACGUGCGGGCGCAUGCUGGCCUUGGGGAAGCCGGCCGAGUACUGUUAUGUGCAUAAGACUAUGCAUGGUUGCUUUGCUGUGCGGGUUGAGAGGGGAGGUCGGGCGGACUGA